CAGCUUCCUUCUCUCUCCCGCUAUCUAAGCUGGCGUCGCGGAUUGACGCACCGAUUUAAGGUUUUUUUGGAAGCUUAACAUGGUAGAUUUUGUUUUUGCGUUCGAUGAGUGUUGCAUCGAUGUGAUGACGAAAAUAAUAGCGUUCUUCUUGUUUGUACUCUUAAUCAUUGGUUGAAGGACGUGAAAGUGAAAUGAUCAGAGUAAGAAAUAUCAUACGUAACAUGAGUACAGUACAAUCACCAAAGCAUCCUAAGUUUAUUUCCGAGGAAGGGGCUGACAUUUACUCUAGAAGUAAACCUGAUGGUAUCAGAUUUCGUUUUGUUUCUUACAAUAUUUUAGCCAGGGAUCCAGAAUGGGCUGAUGACAAGCUUGCCAAGGCCAAAUUGCUUUUAUCAUGCCUAACUCGAUUCAAGACAUCAGUGUCUGAAAGGUUUGAAUGCACACCCUCAGUACCUUUGCUGGUGACUUCAAUUCAAACCCUGGGGACAAGCAGAACUUUGGGGAUUGAAGGAACGUUCUUUCACAUUUUGAUGGGCCUCUAUAGUACUUGAACAUGUGAAAAUUGGACCACAUUUUGCUGUCUCCUUGUGCUGUCUUUCUCAACCAUCAAGCUUGGUGAAAACUAUGGGCUCUAGGUAAGUUCUCUAUCACAAGUUAUACGCUGAUUGGUCUUUUAUAUAUACACAGAUCCUGAUUGUUCGGACUAAUUUGUACACGACUUAGACUUUGCUCACAAGAGAAUCACCUAACACGAUUAUAUUUCGUUGUCAAGAUAACUCUUAUAAGAAUCUUUUGCUUGACGUAUGCUAUACAACGUACAUAUA
Messenger RNA from Cucurbita maxima (winter squash), 824 nucleotides. RefSeq lists its product as uncharacterized. The transcript is spliced from 6 exons. The record is from RefSeq and is a predicted model, not a curated record. Bases 192 to 551 code for a protein of 119 amino acids. NCBI's taxonomy places the organism in Eukaryota, Viridiplantae, Streptophyta, Magnoliopsida, Cucurbitales, Cucurbitaceae.